AUGUCCGAUUCCAAGAAGCGCUCAAAGUCAAGCAAGGAGGAUGCCCCCAAGGAGAACCCCUACCUUGCACACCUCCCCCCUAGCGAGCGACUCGUCGGAGGUGCCUCCACGGCAAAGAACGACUAUGGCCUCGCUGCCAACCACCCUUUGGCCAACUUUGUCAUUGGCGCCACCACCGCCCAGCAAGGAGAGGCUGCCGAGGAGGGCGAAAUCAACCCCUUCACUAACAAGCCCUUCAGCGACAAAUACCGCAAGAUCCUUGCCGGUCGUCGCAAGCUCCCCGUCAACAAGCACCGCAAGGAGUUCUUGGAUCUUGUGCAGAACAACCAGGUCGUGAUCUUGGUCGGAGAGACUGGUUCCGGAAAGACCACCCAGAUCCCUCAGUUCAUGGUGUUCGAUGAUCUGCCAGCCUUCAAGGGCAAGAAGAUUGCUUGUACCCAGCCUCGUCGUCUUGCCGCCAUGUCUGUUGCUCAGCGUGUUGCAGAGGAGAUGGACGUUGUCAUGGGCCAGGAAGUCGGUUACAACAUUCGUUUCGAGGACUGCACCAGCGAAAGGACUAUGCUCCAGUAUAUGACCGAUGGUAUGUUGCUCAGAGAGGCCAUGAACGACCCCUUGCUGACACGCUACUCUGCCGUUAUUCUGGAUGAGGCUCACGACCGUACCCUUUCGACUGAUAUCCUAAUGGGUUUGAUGAAGGAGAUUAUCAAGAAGAGACCCGACCUCAAGGUCGUCGUCAUGUCCGCCACCCUUGAUGCAGGAAAAUUCCAAAAGUACUUUGAUGACGCACCCUUGAUGAGCGUCCCCGGUCGUACCUUCCCCGUCGAGAUCUACUACACCCCCGAGCCCGAGAGCGAUUACUUGGAGGCUGCCAUUUUCACCGCCCUUCAGAUUCACAGGACCGAGGAUGCCGGAGAUAUCUUGCUGUUCUUGACAGGAGAGGAAGAGAUUGAGGACGCUUGCAGGAAAAUCAAGGCCGAGGCUGAUCAGAUGCCGGAUGCUGGACCUAUCAGGGUCUACCCACUUUAUUCGAGUUUGCCUCCCCAGGCGCAGAAGCGUAUUUACGAUGAUGCCCCACCACCAAGGACCACUGGUGGACGCCCUGGACGCAAGGUUGUCGUGUCGACCAACUUGGCCGAGACUUCGUUGACUAUCGACGGUAUCGUCUAUGUCAUUGACCCCGGUUUCUCUAAGCAAAAGGUCUACAACCCCCGUAUCCGUGUCGAGUCGCUCUUGGUCUCGCCCAUCUCCAAGGCUUCAGCCCAGCAGCGUUCAGGACGUGCCGGUCGUACUCGCCCCGGAAAGUGCUUCAGAUUGUACACCGAGAACGCAUUCAUGAAGGAGCUGAUCGAGACCACCUACCCCGAAAUUCUCAGGAGUAACUUGGGCACCGUUGUCUUGCAGCUCAAGAAGCUUGGAAUCGACGAUCUCGUUCACUUUGACUUUAUGGACCCCCCAGCUCCUGAGACUCUUAUGCGCGCUUUGGAGUUACUCAACUACCUCGGUGCCUUGGAUGAUGACGGUAACAUGACUCCUCUCGGAAGCAUCAUGGCCGACUUCCCUCUCGAUCCCCAGCUUGCCAAGAUGCUCAUUACCAGCCCCAAGUACGGAUGCUCCAACGAGAUCAUGACCAUCGUCUCCUUGUUGAACGUCCCAUUGGUGUUCAUGCGUCCCCCAGACCAGCGCAAGAUGGCUGAUGAGGCCAAGGCUCAGUUCUCACACCCUGAUGGCGACCACCUCACAUUGUUGAACGUAUACCACGCAUACAAGACCUCGGGCGAGGACCAGAAGUGGUGCUAUGACAACUUCUGCAACUACCGUACAUUGAAGUCAGCCGAUAACGUCAGGACACAGUUGAAGCGUUACAUGGAGCGUGCCGAUUUGGAUUUGGUCUCGCUUCCCUUUGACGAGCGGCCUAAGGGUCCUUACUACACAGGAAUCCGCAAGGCUCUCUGUGCAGGAUACUUUAUGCAGGUUGCCCAUCAGGAGAGAUCUGGCAACUACUUGACUGUCAAGGAUAACCAAGUGGUUCGUCUUCACCCCAGUUCGUGCCUGGAUCACGCGUCGGAGUGGGUGAUCUACAACGAGUUUGUGCUGACCAACCAGAACUAUAUCCGCACGGUGUCUGAGGUUCGUGCCGAAUGGCUGCUCGACAUUGCGCCCGGCUACUUUGAGCUGGACUCGUUCCCCAACUGUGAGGGCAAGCGCGUUCUUGAGAAGUUGAUUAUGAGGCUGAAGUCGAGCUCGAGUCGCGAGCGCGACGACGAUGAGGAUGAGAGGAGGAAGAGCCGUAAGAGCGACCGUGGCGACCGUGACCGCAAGGACAGCAAGCGCAGGAGAUAG
Molecule: messenger RNA, 2340 nt
Organism: Linnemannia hyalina
Lineage: Eukaryota; Fungi; Mortierellomycota; Mortierellomycetes; Mortierellales; Mortierellaceae
Source: the annotation of a GenBank genome assembly